Molecule: messenger RNA, 1539 nt
Organism: Aspergillus piperis CBS 112811
Lineage: Eukaryota; Fungi; Ascomycota; Eurotiomycetes; Eurotiales; Aspergillaceae
Product: putative C6 transcription factor
Exons: 4
Coding region: 1-1539 (512 amino acids)
Source: RefSeq, a predicted model, not a curated record
AUGAGCCAUGGCAGCCAUCAAACAGGUGCCAGCACAUCUACAUUGGAGCAGGGUACGAUCUCGUCUGUCCCGGUAGAUCUCUUGCCCAUGUCCGCCGUGCCCAGUGCCGAUCUGGAUGGCUGCAGCACCGAAAAGCACCUUUCCCGGUCGGAGGACAUUGCAAAUGACCCAUUGAUCCACUCCUACUACAAGAACUUCCACGUAUGCCAUCCAUUUGUCCCACCACGAUAUCAUCUUGUGGAACUAUGUCAAGAUCCUCGCAUAGAGCAUGCUCUUACUCCCUUGAUUGCCGCUAUGCGUUUCAUGGGAAAUAUCUACAGUGCGCGAGAAUGGUCGGUCCCGCUCAAAGACACGAUCGAAACCGCUCUUGCCCACUUAUCGCCGUCUGAUCCGAUCCAGGUUCAGUGUCGGAUCUUGUACUCCGUAGCCUUGUUCUGGUAUGACUACAAAGUGGAUGCGCUGUCGCAAUUGGACCAGGCGGCUCAGAUCGCCAUUGCUUUGCAAAUGUUCAAGGGAGAAUUCGCAGCGUCCCAGGAACCGGUCGAUCUGGUCUUGAGGGAAUCGUGGAGACGAACCUGGGUCAUGGACCUUGAUGCGACCGUUGAACUGCCCUGCGACGAGUCCGAUUAUGAGUUGGGGAUCAUUCCCCAACCUAGAACCCUUGAAGAAUUCAAUCAGCGCGAGUUUAUUUCCGAUAAUGUCCACUUCUCCUCCUUCGCACACCUCAUUGGUGCCGUGCAGUGCGCCGCGUCCGCCAUAUCUGUAACCCCCAAAGUGGCAACCGUGGAAGACUCCAUGCAUCUGAUCCAAGCGGUCGAUUGCGGCUUGGAUGGAUGGCGACUACUAUUACCGCCAGAGCAGAAAAACGUCAUCAAGGCGAAUGGUGACAUUGAUGAGCUCUUGUUCCAAGCACAUCUGCUUAUCCAUGUAUCCACCGUUGGCCUCCAUCGUCCAUUGUCGGCCCUCAAUUUCAAUGCCAUCGAGAAUGUAUCGAGCUGUGCCCGCAAGCCUCCCCGGGACACCCCCACGCCGGAUUUAGUAAACGUCCAUACCCUCCGGGUCUUGCGGGCGGUCGAGGCACAGGUCCGUCUUCUGGCUUUACCCGCCCCAAGAUUCCACCACACCCCUUUUACCACGUGCAUGGUCAGCGAGGGGAUACUGGCCCUGCUCUCCGCUUGCCGUAUUUUCCUCAAGGGGAAAGACCUCGCCAUUGCAAGAGAUCAGAUCCGGAUGGCGCUCGGCUCUCUUAAGGUGCUUGGGGAAGUCUGGCCGAGGACAGUGAGAAAUGUGGGCGAGAUCCAGACAAUUGCUCGGUGUGUCCUGGGACUGGGACAAGGUCCCAAUGAUCAGGCUAUGCUGGGACGCAGUGAUCCGUCGUCUUUUGAUGCGCACGGGGUGGAUCCAAAUUUAGCCACUGACAGUUUAUCGGAACGCGACAAAAGCCCGGCUGCUUCCGUCUUCUCUAUUGAUGAUCUAUGCGGCUGGUACAACACUGCAGUUGCAAAUGAUUUCCCAUGGGGGCUAGGUGCAGGCUUAUGA